GGAAGUGCUUAUGGUGGUGCUGAGAGUAGCGGGCAGGUCUGGCUGUGAUGCCGCUGGAUGAUGGCUGCCUUUGGAAUACUCAGCUACGAACACCGGCCACUAAAGCGGCCCCGGCUCGGGCCUCCGGAUGUUUAUCCGCAAGACCCCAAACAGAAAGAGGAUGAACUGACUGCGUUGAAUGUCAAGCAAGGAUUCAACAACCAGCCAGCAGUGUCCGGCGAUGAACACGGCAGUGCCAAAAAUGUCAACUUCAACCGAAACAAUAUCAGUUCCAACUUCAGCAGCAUCAUUGCCGCAAAGCUGCGCUACAACACCUUUGCGGAUACGGGGAAGCGUAAACCGCAAGUCAACCAGAAGGAUAAUUUCUGGCUUGUCACGGCGAGGUCGCAGAGCUCUGUCAAUAACUGGUUCACAGAUUUAGCAGGGACUAAACCUCUCACGCAGCUGGCAAAGAAGGUGCCAAUUUUUAGCAAGAAGGAGGAGGUUUUUGGAUACUUGGCAAAGUACUUGGUCCCUGUAAUGCGCUCAGCGUGGAUGAUCAAGAUGACUUGUGCUUACCAUGCGGCCAUCACAGAAACUAAAGUCAAGAAGAGACACGUGAUUGAUCCCUGUAUAGAAUGGACCCAGAUCAUAACUAAGUACUUGUGGGAGCAGCUUCAGAAGGUGGCCGAGUUCUACAGGCAGUUCCCGAACCAAGGCUGCAGCUCGCCGAUCCCAGCCACUCCCGCCGACGUGGAAACGGCCACAAAGCAGUGGGAGUACAACGAGAAACUGGCCAUGUUCAUGUUUCAGGAUGGAAUGUUGGACAGACACGAGUUCCUGACGUGGGUGCUGGAGUGUUUUGAGAAGGUCCGACCCGGCGAAGACGAGCUGCUGAGACUCCUCCUGCCACUUUUACUGCAGUACUCGGGGGAAUUUGUGCAGUCGGCCUACUUGUCACGCAGGCUGGCUUACUUCUGCACGCGCCGCCUCAACCUGUUGCUAAGCGACGGCAGCCUGGGCCCCGGCGCGGGUGGAGGGCACCCGGCGCACGGCAUCUUGACGCCGCAAGGAAACACUCUGCCCCCGACUCCGACUUCCCAGCCGGCCGGAGGCAGUCAGCCCCAGACACCAUUCACAGACUUCUACAUCUGUCCCCAGCAUCGCCCUCUGGUGUUCGGCCUCAGCUGCAUGUUGCAGAGCAUAGUGUUGUGUUGCCCGAGUGCUCUGGUGUGGCAUUACUCUCUAACGGACAGCAGAAACAAGACUGGUUCCCCUCUGGACCUUCUGCCCAUUGCACCCUCCAGCUUACCGAUGCCUGGGGGGAACACCGCCUUCACACAGCAGGUCCGUGUAAAGCUGAGAGAGAUCGAGGAGCAAGUUAAGGAGCGAGGCCAGGCUGUGGAGUUUCGCUGGUCGUUUGACAAGUGCCAGGAGACCACCGCAGGCUUCACCAUUGGGAGGGUUCUGCACACCCUAGAGGUUCUGGACAACCACAGCUUUGAGAAGUCAGACUUUAACAACUCACUGGACUCCUUAUACAACCGGAUAUUUGGCUCAGGCCAGAGCAAGGAUGGCCACGAGUGUGCUUCCACCCAGAUGUCUCCCGAUGACGACGCUGUGGUCACCCUGCUUUGUGAAUGGGCCGUGUGCUGUAAGCGGUCGGGCCGACACAGGGCCAUGGUGGUGGCCAAGCUGCUGGAGAAGCGACAGGCCGAGAUUGAAGCGGAGCGAUGUGGCGAGUCGGAAGUGGUGGACGAGAAGGGCUCUGUUUCGUCUGGCUCCCUUUCCACCGCCACACUUCCAGUUUUUCAGGAUGUUCUGCUGCAGUUCUUGGAUACUCAGGCCCCCACACUGACGGAGCCGGGAAAUGAGAACGAGAGAGUGGAGUUCUCCAACCUUGUCCUGCUCUUUUGCGAGCUCAUCCGCCAUGACGUCUUCUCCCACAACAUCUACAUGUGCACGCUUAUCUCCCGUGGCGACCUGGCCUCCGACUCCCACCUGCCACGUCCCCGUUCCCCCGGCGACGAGCCCUCAGAUGAGUCUGAUCGCAAGGACCAGGAUGCAGGCAACAGUGUCAAGAUGGAGGAUACCGGCCUGUCGGAGUCAAUGGAAAUUGAUCACAACUCCAGUGCUAAUUUUGAUGAGAUGUUCUCUCCUCCGAUGCACUGCGAGUCCAAGGGCAGCCCCUCCCCGGAGAAGUCCGUACCCGAGCAGGACAGCAAGAGCACCUGCAAGGACAAGAGCAUGGACCCCGCCUUUCCGCAGCUGUAUGAGCAGCCCCGGCACAUUCAGUACGCCACCCACUUCCCCAUUCCUCAGGAGGAGAAUGCCAGUCACGAGUGCAACCAGCGUUUAGUAGUCCUCUACGGCGUGGGCAAACUAAGGGACGAGGCGCGACACACCAUCAAAAAGAUAACGAAAGAUAUAUUGAAGGUGCUGAAUCGCAAAAGCACUGCUGAAACGGGUGGCGAGGAGGGACAGAAGAGGAAGAGGAGUAAGCCCGAGGCCUUUCCUACCGCAGAAGAUAUUUUCUCUAAAUUUCAGCACCUCUCCCACUUUGACCAGCACCAGGUCACCUACCAGGUGUCCCGAAAUGUGCUGGAACAAAUCACCAGCUUUGCCUUAGGGAUGUCCUAUCACUUGCCGUUAGUGCAGCACAUUCAGUUCAUCUUUGAUCUCAUGGAGUACUCUCUCAACGUCAGUGGCCUCAUCGACUUUGCCAUUCAGCUUCUGAAUGAACUCAGCCUGGUGGAAGCCGAGCUGCUGCUCAAGUCGUCCAGCCUGGUGGGCAGCUACACUAACAGCCUUUGUCUGUGCAUCGUGGCUGUGCUGAGGAGGUACCACUCCUGCCUCAUUCUCAACCCCGAGCAGACGGCGCAGGUUUUUGACUGGCUGCGCAUCGUGGUCAAGUCAGGUGUGAACCCAGCAGACUGCUCUUCUGCGGAACGCUGCAUCUUGGCCUACUUGUAUGACCUCUACACCUCCUGCAGUCACCUCAAGAACAAGUUUGGCGAAAUCUUCAGUGAGUUCUGCUCUAAAGUGAAGAACUCCAUCUACUGCAACAUCGACCCCUCGGACUCCAACAUCCGCUGGGAUUCGGAGUUCAUGAUGGAGGCUAUUGCCAACCCCUUGGCACACAACUUCAACCACUCCAUGGUGGGCAAGAUCCUCAACGACAGCCAGGGAAACCGCUACAGCUUUGUGUGCAACGUACUCAUGGACCUGUGCGUGGACCACAGAGACCCUGAGAGGGUUAACGAUAUCGGCAUCCUAUGUGCCGAGCUGACUGCAUAUUGUAGCUCCCUAAGUGCGGAAUGGCUUGGCAUCCUCAAGGCACUCUGCUGCUCCUCCAACAAUGGCAACUGCGGCUUCAACGACCUCCUCUGUAACGUGGACGUUAGUGACUUGUCCUUCCAUGAUUCCCUGGCGACAUUCGUAGCCAUUCUCAUAGCGAGGCAAUGUCUUCUCCUGGAGGACCUGGUCCGCUGUGUGGCGAUUCCAUCGCUCCUCAAUGCAGCCUGCAGCGAGCAAGAUUCCGAGCCCGGAGCGAGGCUCACCUGCAGGAUUUUGUUGCACCUUUUCAAGACACCGCAACGCAACCCUGUCCCCCAAGACGGCAUGAAGUCAGAUAAAUCUUCAGUUGGUAUCCGGUCGUCGUGUGACCGCCAUCUACUGGCGGCCUCUCAGAACAGCAUAGUUGUGGGAGCCGUUUUUGCCGUCCUCAAAGCUGUCUUUAUGUUGGGUGAUGCCGAGCUGAGGGGUUCAGGACUGUCCGACCCCGCCGGCCUCGACGACAUAUCCGAGGGGCGCAAUGUCUCCAUAGAAACAGCCAGCUUGGACGUGUAUGCAAAGUAUGUCCUGAAGACCAUCUGCCAGCAGGAGUGGGUGGGAGAGCGCUGCCUCAAGUCUCUGUCUGAGGACAGCAGUGCCCUUCAGGACCCGGUGCUGGUAAACAUUCAGGCCCAGAGGCUCCUGCAGCUCAUUUGCUACCCUCACCGCCAGCUGGACAGCGAUGACGGAGACAACCCUCAGAGGCAGCGCAUCAAACGCAUCCUUCAGAAUAUGGACCAGUGGACGAUGAGACAGUCAUCUCUGGAGCUGCAGCUGAUGAUCAAGCAAAGCACAAACAAUGAGCUCUAUUCUCUUUUGGAAAACAUAGCCAAAGCCACGAUUGAAGUGUUUCAAAAAUCAGCCGAGGUGAACUCCAACAACCCCUCUGGGAAUGGCACGGCCCUCCAAGGCGGCUCUGCGGCCAACAGCAGCAGCGCCGCGAGCAAGAUGAAACCUAUUUUAAGUUCAUCGGAACGGUCGGGUGUAUGGCUGGUGGCGCCUUUGAUAGCCAAGCUGCCCACCUCGGUUCAGGGUCAUGUCCUGAAGGCAGCCGGAGAGGAGCUAGAGAAGGGACAGCACCUGGGCUCGUCUUCGCGCAAGGAGAGAGAUCGCCAGAAGCAAAAAAGCAUGUCUUUGCUGAGCCAGCAGCCGUUCCUGUCUUUGGUGCUGACCUGCCUGAAGGGGCAGGACGAGCAGCGGGAGGGUCUUCUCACGUCCCUGUACAGCCAAGUUCAGCAGAUCGUCACCAACUGGAGAGAGGACCAGUACCAGGACGACUGCAAGGCCAAGCAGAUGAUGCACGAGGCACUGAAACUGCGACUUAAUCUCGUGGGCGGCAUGUUCGAUACGGUGCAGCGCAGCACCCAACAGACCACCGAGUGGGCCGUCCUCCUCCUCGACAUUAUCAGCAGCGGAACGGUGGACAUUCAGUCCAACAACGAGCUUUUCACGACGGUGUUGGACAUGUUGAGCGUGCUGAUUAAUGGCACGUUGGCUGCAGACAUGUCGAGCAUCUCUCAGGGCAGCAUGGAAGAGAACAAGAGGGCUUACAUGAAUCUGGUCAAGAAGCUCAGGAAAGAGCUUGGGGAUCGUCAGUCAGAGAGCCUGGAGAAGAUUCGCCAGCUACUGCCGUUGCCCAAGCAGACCCGUGAUGUCAUCACGUGCGAACCUCAGGGCUCCCUGAUCGACACCAAGGGUAACAAGAUCGCCGGCUUUGAGAAAGAGGGGCUUCAAGUGUCCACCAAGCAGAAGAUCUCCCCUUGGGAUGUCUUCGAGGGCCUCAAGCACUCGGCCCCUCUGUCUUGGGGCUGGUUCGGUACAGCACGCAUGGACCGCAAGGUGACAAAGUUUGAGGAGCAGCAGCGCUUCCUUCUCUACCACACCCACCUGAAGCCCAAGCCGCGCAGCUAUUACCUGGAGCCCCUCCCCUUGCCGCCCGAGGAGGAGGAGCCUCUGACGCCCAUUUUGCAGGAGCCCGAGAAGAAGAUGGAGGCUCUGAAGCCGGAGAAGAACGUGCCCACCGUGCCCUCAGAUUCCAACAAGAAGAAGCCCAGUAAGAAGAAGAAGACGCCAUCAGCCAAGACAGAGGACUAUGUGAACCGGGUGCCAGGUGUGAGCUACGGGACAAGCAUGCCACCAGAGCUGAUGCAGAACCCUUAUGGCCGGCUGCCUUUUAGCCAGCAGAACAUGGGCAUGUACACACAGAACCAGCCUCUACCUCCAGGAGGGCCCGGUUUAGAUACUCCCUACAGGCCUGCCCGCAACCCCCAAAUGAACAAGAUGGUGACCACGCGACCCAAUUUCCCAGGCAUGAUGCCCGGGAUGCAGGGCAACAUGCCCGCCAUGAUGGGGAUGGACAAACAGUACCAAAUGGUCUACAAGCCUCAGCCUAACAUGCAGCAGAACCAAAUGCUGCGCCAGCAGCUGCAGGUUAGACUGGUGAGUCAGUCUCCACUGACAGGUCAAACUACUCCUCACCAGAAUCACAGCAGCCUAAUAGGGCAGCAGAUCAGACAGAUGCCACCCAACCAACCAUACACUUCAAUGCAGCCAUCUCAAAACUUAUCUCAGGGCUACACGUCAUAUGGUUCGCACAUGAGCAUGCAGCCGCACCCAUCCCAAGGCGGCGCUAUUGUUCAGUCCUCCUACGGCAAUCAGAAUUUCCAGGGCGCCCACCCGGGAGCCAACCCCACCGUGGUGGAUCCUCUGCGGCAAAUGCAGCCGAGGCCCAGUGGUUACGUUCACCAGCAGGCUCCCGGCUACGCACACAAUAUGCAGAACGCGCAGAGGUUUUCCCAUCAGCCCAUCCAGCAGAAUCCCAUCAUGCACGGUCUUAGUCAUAUGGGAGGCCAGGGCGGUCAUCCCGGCUUAAGGCCCAAUCAGAUGCUGGCGGAACAACAGCAGCAGCAGCAACAAGCAGUACAACAACAACAGCAACAAGCAGCACAACAACAACAACAACAACAACAGCAGCAGCAGCAGUACCUCAGACAGCAAGCACUCAGACAGCAGGCCCAACAAGUCCAACAACAACAACAACAACAACAGCAGCAACAACAAGUCCAGUCGCAGCAGGUCCCUUCUCAACAGCAGGUUGCUCAGCAGCAACAACAACAGCAGCAGCAGCAACAGCAGCAGGUUGCUCAGCAACAGCAGCAGGUUGCUCAGCAACAGCAGCAGCAGCAACAACCACAGCAACAGCAGCAGGUUGCUCAGCAGCAACAGCAGGUGUCAGGUGUACCUCCACCAGGGCAGCAACAGAACCAGGGUCUGGGCAUGCAGCCACUGCCCCCACAGCAACCCAUGUUCCCACGCCAGGGCAUGCAGCAGACACAGCAGCAGCAACAGACGGCCGCUCUGGUCCGGCAACUGCAGCAACAACUCUCAAAUACACAACCAGGACAGGGCACCAGUUCAUAUUACUGAGCGUGGAUAGGCCGUUUACCCCGCAGACUUGUUGGAAGAUGGCCGAGGCGUCGAGGGAGAGUCUUCACUUAGUUUGUUCUUGUUGGAAUAUUGAGGCCUCCUGCAGCAAAGAUAACAUGAUAAUGGAAAAAUACUAUGUAAAAAAAAAAAAAAAAAAAAAAAAGUACCACACAGGAUAACAUUAAUGCAUCUUUUUUAAAUUUUAUUUCAAUUUGUAAAUUUUUUUUUCCAGUUUUAUGUAUUUCUCAUUAAAUGAUGUACGUUUUUGUCGUGUUAAUGUCUUGUGUUGGCUGUCUGUAUUCUGUAUUUAAGUUGGAAAAGCAAUGUCAAUGAAAAGUUUGAUGAUAAACUGAAAAGAUGUCAUGUCUCAAA
Nerophis ophidion (straightnose pipefish) is the source of this 7110-nucleotide messenger RNA. It is a transcript of the gene med12, whose product is annotated as mediator complex subunit 12. Gene Ontology annotation, cellular component: mediator complex. Lineage: Eukaryota; Metazoa; Chordata; Actinopteri; Syngnathiformes; Syngnathidae. The coding region runs from base 58 to 6738 and encodes 2226 amino acids. Gene Ontology annotation, molecular function: transcription coactivator activity; beta-catenin binding. The transcript is spliced from 42 exons. Gene Ontology annotation, biological process: regulation of transcription by RNA polymerase II. The record is from RefSeq and is a predicted model, not a curated record.